This is a messenger RNA of Aspergillus clavatus NRRL 1, 1884 nucleotides long. Its product is annotated as KRI1 family protein. The record is from RefSeq and is a predicted model, not a curated record. Gene Ontology annotation, cellular component: nucleolus; 90S preribosome. Lineage: Eukaryota; Fungi; Ascomycota; Eurotiomycetes; Eurotiales; Aspergillaceae. Bases 1 to 1884 code for a protein of 627 amino acids. Gene Ontology annotation, biological process: endonucleolytic cleavage in ITS1 to separate SSU-rRNA from 5.8S rRNA and LSU-rRNA from tricistronic rRNA transcript (SSU-rRNA, 5.8S rRNA, LSU-rRNA). The transcript is spliced from 2 exons.
AUGGAGCCCCCAGCUAAGAAACCGCGCAAGCUCCUUGAUGAUGAUAGCUCCAGCGAUUCAGGAGACGAAUCUGGCGGAGUUCCCAUCACCGAUCAGUCGGAACCUGGAUUCAAGAUCAACGAAGAGUAUGCGCGACGCUUUGAACACAACAAGAAGCGGGAAGAACUACAGAAACUGGAAUCGAAAUUAGGGAAAACUUCUGCGCUUGGGAAACGCCGUGACCGCGACGAAGAUGAGUCGGACGGUUCGGAAGACUCGUCGUCCGAUGAAGAGGAAGAUGAGGAUGGAGAACUGAUUACAGAGGCUGUUGACCAGGAGAUCAUGGCAACACUUAACGCAAUUCGAUCAAAAGACCCACGUGUAUACAACAAAGAUGUGAAAUUCUACACUGCCCUCGAAGAAGAAGAAGAAGAGCCCAAAGCGCCGAGCUUGGAGAAAAAGGAUAAGCCCAUGACACUGCGGGAUUAUCACCGUGAAAAUCUUCUGAGUGGCGCUAAUCUGGCGGAGGACGAUGCAGCCGAAACCCCCAAGACCUACGCCCAAGAACAGGAGGACCUGAAGAGUGCAAUCGUCAAGGAGAUGCACGCCGCUGCUGAAGACGAGGACUCGGUUGCGGAUGAGGAUAACGAAGAUGGAGGAUUCCUCAUUCCGAAGUCAACUACUAAGCGGGCCCCGGAACCAAAGGAGGAAAUCAAGUUAGACGUCGAAAACGCGGACAAAGAUCCUGAAACUUUCCUCUCGAACUUUAUGUCUUCCAAGGCUUGGAUCCCCGCUGGUCGAUCUGAUCUGCAGCCGUUUGAGUCUGAGGAUGAGGAGGAGGAGGAGCGUGCCGAAGCUUUCGAGGAGGCAUAUAACUUCCGCUUCGAGGACCCUAGCAAGAUGAACGCGGCUUUGAUCACACACGCUCGUGAUAUGACCAACCAACAAUCGGUCCGAAGGGAGGAAAAGAGUACCAGGAAGAAGCUUCGCGAGGCUGAGGGUAUGCGCAAGGCAGAGGAGAAGAAGCAGCGCGAUGCUGAGAAGAGCCGCCUGCGCAAACUCAAGAUGGAGGAGCUCCAGGAGAAGGUCAACAAGAUUAAGGAAGUCGCUGGCUUUCGCGCAUCUCAUUUCACAGAUGAGGAUUGGGCUCACUUCCUGGACGAUGCUUGGGAGGACGACAAGUGGGAAAAGGAAAUGCAGAAGCGCUUCGGCGAGGACUACUAUGCAGAGGAUGAUGGCGCCGGUAGCGAUGGUGAGAGCAAGGGCAAGAAGAAGCGUCCAAAGAAGCCUACCUGGGACGAUGAUAUUGACAUUAAAGACUUGGUACCGGAUUUCGAGGACGAGGAAACGGUAAAGCCGACAUUGGAGGAGUCCGAUGUCGAAAUGCAGGACGGAGGCGACGAUGAUGACGAGGAGAGCACAAACAAGAAGAGCAAAGCUCAGGAAAGACGAGACCAGAAGCGGGAAGCUCGCAAGGAGCGACUCCGGAUUGAGGAGGCGCUCGACCGCAACUUGGAUCUCGAUAUUGCUCUUCUCCCUGGCGCCACGAAGAAGAACACGACGCGCUUCCGCUACCGCGAGACCUCACCUGAAAGCUUUGGGCUGACAGCACGAGACAUUCUCAUGGCAGAUGAUGCAGCGCUGAACCAGUUUGCCGGUCUGAAGAAGCUGGCUUCUUUCCGGGACCCUGAGAAGAAGCGCCGUGACCAGAAGAAAUUGGGCAAGAAGGCUCGUUUGAGGCAAUGGCGCCAAGAUAUCUUCGGAGAUGAGGAAGGGCCCGUCUUCAAGUUCGGUGGAGAGAAGCCUGCCGCUGACGCCGAGCAGGCUGAUGCUGGCGAUGGCAAGGUUGACAUUCGGGAAGGAGAGCCUAAGCGGAAGAAGAGAAAGAGGUCUAAGAAGCACUAA